AGAAAAAAACCCGGAAGCCAAACUCGGCGGGUAACCCGAAAUCUGCCGGGUAAAGAAAAAUCCGAGUGAAAAGAAAAAUGGAGGUGCUCGGAGCUCGAUGGUGGAGGAAGUCAUGAAAAUUGAAGAUUGACUCGGUCUGUAUAAAAAAUCGAUCCACAAUUUGCACGCGAGUGAAUGGAGCCUCCGUCGUUCCAAGAAGCUCCGCGCUGCGACGUCUGCAAAUGCAGCUUUAACGCUUUCAGGCGACGGCAUCAUUGCCGGUCUUGUGGGCGGACGUUGUGCCACGAACACUCGGCAAACCAAAUGGCUUUACCACAGUUUGGCAUUUAUUCACCCGUUAGAGUUUGCAGUGAAUGUUUCAAUGACUCCUCUCGAACUACCAAAGGUGACGGACAAGCUUCUUCAGAUGGAAUUGAUGAUGUAACAGCUUCAGUUUCUAGAUUGGACAUUGAUGCAGAUGUAGAUCCAAAGGCUGAACCAACUGUACAGUGUCAGCCUGUGUCAGCCAUUUCAGACUGCAAGUGUGGAAUGCCCUUAUGUAUUUGUGAAGCGCCAGCACCAUCCGUGGAUGCAGCUCCCUUGCAGAGCAAAACCAUGUCCACCUCUGCUCCUCGACCGACUCCAAAACCGAAGAAGACAGAAACUGCUUUAAAACCCAAAGCUUCCACGUCUAACAGCAAGCAGAGUUCUGUCUUCAAUCUUGGUCAAGCGAACAACGGAAUUUCUGAUAAAACCCAGACAGAUUAUGAAGCCAAUGGGGAGGGUAUGAGAGAAGCUAUAAAGAAUAGUGACGUUGCUGCCGUCAAGAAGCUUCUGAGUGAGGGUGUUGAUGUGAAUUACCAUGACAAGCAAGGACUUUCUUUGCUACAUUUAGUAUGCUCUCUCUCUCUCUGUUGUGUCUGUGCAUGUAUCAAUGGUUCCAGGGCUUAUAUUUCUUUUUGUGACACUAAUGUCAGGCAGCAGUCUUUAAUCAAACUGAGAUUGUUUUUGCCCUCAUGGAUGGUGGAGCAAGCCUGGACUACAAGAAUGCACAGGGGGAAACACCAUUGGACUGUGCUCCCGCCACUCUCCAAUACAAAAUGCGACAGAAGAUGGAAGAAAAUAGAAGACCGUGAGGACUGUAUUGAGCGAUGUAUAACCAUUUUUAAGAUACGUGUGCAAGUCAUUUGUUUCCGCUCGAGAAGUUUUUUUGACAAACUACCUGAUGGGUUUCUGUUAUAUAUUGUUAUAUAUGAUACGCCUGGCAAAGGGCACAAUGCUACAUUUUUGGAGUGUCAAGAGAUCUCUCCGAUGGCAUCGGAAAUAUCAACUUCUGUUUGUGAUAGGGGAAAGGGGGGAUCACACUAACCUGGGUAUUGAUGCGAAUUAUGCAAUAAAGUUUUUGCUUUUGUGGCUAUGGUAUUUGGUAUUUGCUGAAUCAUAUGGCAUCAUAAACUUUGCUCAA
Molecule: messenger RNA, 1444 nt
Organism: Malus domestica (apple)
Lineage: Eukaryota; Viridiplantae; Streptophyta; Magnoliopsida; Rosales; Rosaceae
Source: RefSeq, a predicted model, not a curated record